AUGUCUCUGUCGCGCACAACUGGCGCGUUCGCGCGCUCGGCCUCCACCUUCCAGCGCUUCGCCGUACCCUCUUCCGCCCCCCGCAAAUGUUCGCAAUGCCUACGAUCGUUCGCUUCAUCGGCGGCCUACCGUCAGUCAGCAAAGAGGCAAAUGCAGACGGCAACAGCAUACCAACCGCAUACUCUACAGCAUCUGCCAGUCCCGUCUCGCAAUGCUGGCGUGCCCGACACUUCAAUAGCCGGCGGAAAGCCAGAGGCAAAUAACUCGAUACCACCGCGGUUGUCGCCAGAGCAAAUCAACCAGGCCUCGCAGCAGGACCGGCCCAGUGUGAGCAUACCAGAAGCCGCAGCACAGAAAAGCGAAUCAGUACCCGAGAAACCUCUCCGGCCGCGGCGGUUCAAAUUCGGGCCUCGGAAAGCGGUGAUGAAGCUUUCGCCAUCGGCUGUUGCGCACCUGCGAGAACUGCUCAACCAACCGGAGCCAAAGCUUAUUCGGAUAGGCACAAGGGCAAAGGGUUGUUCUGGACUGGCAUACCAUCUGGAAUACGUUGAUAAGCCAAACGCAUUGGACGAACAGGUCGAGCAGGAUGGCGUCAAGGUGUUGAUCGACAACAAGGCGUUGCUGAAUAUUAUUGGAAGUGAGAUGGAUUGGUUGGAGGACAAGCUGAACGAGCGCUUCAUCUUCAGGAAUCCAAAUAUUACUGAGCAAUGCGGUUGCGGAGAGUCGUUUAGUGUAUCAUGA
This is a messenger RNA of Parastagonospora nodorum SN15, 741 nucleotides long. RefSeq lists its product as hypothetical. The transcript has 2 exons. The record is from RefSeq and is a predicted model, not a curated record. Gene Ontology annotation, biological process: iron-sulfur cluster assembly. The coding region runs from base 1 to 741 and encodes 246 amino acids. Lineage: Eukaryota; Fungi; Ascomycota; Dothideomycetes; Pleosporales; Phaeosphaeriaceae. Gene Ontology annotation, cellular component: cytoplasm; mitochondrion. Gene Ontology annotation, molecular function: 2 iron, 2 sulfur cluster binding.